UAUAAGCUAUGAAAAGGUAGACAUGAACAGUGACUUGCACAGCAAAAAAUCAUUUGGACGAUUGAUAGACGUACAUGGACAAAUCGAAACUGUACUAGAUAUAAAAACCAAGUUGAAGGCUUCAAAGUCUGUAUGUAAAAUAAUCCAGGGUAAUAAUACCGCCACAGGGUUCCGUGUUGGAUCUAGAUAUAUCAUGACAGCUUCUCAUGUAACAAAUACAUUUCAGCAAGGACUGAAGUUUGAAGCAGCAACUUAUGCAGUUUUCAACUACUUAAAAGAUGGUAUUUGGGAAGAGGAAAACAAAUUCUAUUUCAAAGAAGUAGUAUAUACAAAUCCAGAAUUGGACAUUUCUGUUAUAGAACUUCUAGAAAUCCAUCGCCCAUUUCCACCUCCUUUCACAAACUUUGAUGUGCCUUUCCUGGACGGAUGUUUCCAUUUGAUAGGUCAUUCUCAAGGAAAUGUUAUGGGAACAAAUCCAGUGACAAAAAUUGUUAACAUUAACAAUCCAGAAGUAACAUAUCAGCUAGAACAAUUGAAAACAUUAAGCUAUAAGCAUACAGGUAGAAGCUUUGAUGUUCCGCCACAUAACACAUUGGAAAAUCCAGAUCGGUUUUUAUUUCAUUGUAAGUUUACCCAAGGUGGAAGUGGGUCACCAGGGGUAGUUCUUAUUGAUGAAAAAAUUAUUGUAACAACAGUUUUGUUGCAUGGCUACCCGGACUGGUAUUAUGAUCCCUCGAUGGAAAUGUAUAAAAUGAACUGGCUACAGGAGAACUGUAUAGAACAAGGAGUAAAUAUGAUGUCUGUACGUGAGAAAAUGAAGCAAACAAAUCCAGCCUUGUGUAUCAAUAUAUUUGAGCAGACCUCAUGGCAGUAAAGGAGAAUAUUACUCCUUACAUUAAAGCUGUAUUUAAUAAAUGUCAUCAACACAAAAAUAGCGACAUUUCAUUAAUAAAUUAG
Molecule: messenger RNA, 957 nt
Organism: Ruditapes philippinarum (Manila clam)
Lineage: Eukaryota; Metazoa; Mollusca; Bivalvia; Venerida; Veneridae
Exons: 2
Coding region: 23-874 (283 amino acids)
Source: RefSeq, a predicted model, not a curated record